GCCUUAUCGAAGCAAGAGCACAUUCUUGCAUUACCCAGUAGCGGUGAUCAUGCGUCUACAGCUACUUCUGCUUGCGCUGGGCGUCUGCGCGUUUGCGCAAAGACCGAACUCCCAAAUUCGGAUAUACGAAUCAGCAUUCAAGUUCUUGACGAAGGCUACAUGUCACAUAGCAGAUACCGAAGUCUCCAAACUCGGUGCAAACUUCAUCACCUUCAAUACUACAAUAGGAUCCGGCGAAGUCAUAUUGAAGACGAGCCUUAGCGUCGACAAAUUUGUAUGUCCGAUCCUCGACUCUUACAUAUCGGACAAGGAUGGCAUACAUUUCUCAUCAAGUCAAGGCGUGUGGAGAAUGAAAGGACUUUGGAGUGCAGUUUACCACAAUCCGUUCGGUCUUCCUAUUGAUUCAUCCGCAAAUGGAGACGCAGUACUAUCAGCCACGGACUUGGACGUUGAUCUAGCUGCGAAAAUCGUGGUAGGAGCUGAUAAACAUCCGCAACUACAGAUGGGUGAAUGCAAAGCGAAGCUGGGCGUUUUUGAUUACAAGUUCAACGGCAAAUUUGCGGAUCUUCCAAAUAUGUUUAAUGACUUUUUGGGGACCAUAGUCAAAAAUAUCGUCAAAGACUUAGCCUGCCAAAUUACGCAAAACACAAUUUUGACUAAAUACAAUGAGGUAAUCGCGAAAAUCCCACUUCAUUACGAACUUCCGUACAACUUCUCUCUCGAUUGGGCUCUCUAUGAACCUAGAUACACAAACAAUCUCGUCGAAAUGAAAGGUGCGGCAAAAGUUGCAUAUGGCAAAAAGCCUUGUGAAAGCCAUGUUACGUAUGAUGAGGUCUUUCAAGGAUUCAAGAAUGAAGAAAGCGCUAAGGACGUAGUAAUAUGGCUAGGACAAAGUCUCUCUGCUUGCGCUCUCAAGAGCGUGCAUGAAUCGCAAUUAAUCAAACUCCCCAUCAACAUAGAUAGCCUUCCAGACUACAAGGACAGACUUAGUACCAGAUGUGGAGGAUGGUUGAUCUUUAAAGGCGGUUGCAUCGGAGCGGCUCUGAAAGGUCUCAGUAAGGUUGGGGAUUAUGCAGAACUGCUUCUCUUCACAGCAGAAGCGCCACAAAUAAACUUAAAACAAGGUUACGUCGAAAUCUAUGGCAAAUUCGGCGCAGAAGUGUAUGAGUAUCCAAUGGAAAAGCAUCCUAAGGUUCUUGGCAAGAUAUUAAUCACUGCCACUGCAAAGGUAAAGCCCAAGAUUGUCAAUAAACAUCUCAUCGGCGAGUGUGACACUGAUGACAUCGAUCCUAAACUCGACAUCGUGAAAGGUUACAAGAUCACAGGAUUCACAUUUGGAUACGAGAAAAUCACAAAAGGAAUAUUCAAAAAGGUUUCUAAGGUAUUGUUCUUCGCAAUUCUUCAAGCGGGACUGCCGCUACCAUCAUUCGAUGGUGCUGCCAUAUCAGACAAAACCCAGAUAGACGUCUUUGACAAGGUCAUUCGUAUAAAUAUGGGCCUUGAGCUGAACGGCAAGUAAGAGCUUGUGCAUAUCGCAGGGAAUCUUAUUCGGAUAACGUUUGCGCUCCAAUAAAGAUUGUAAUCAUUAUUU
This is a messenger RNA of Cylicocyclus nassatus, 1591 nucleotides long. The record is from the annotation of a GenBank genome assembly. NCBI's taxonomy places the organism in Eukaryota, Metazoa, Nematoda, Chromadorea, Rhabditida, Strongylidae.